Molecule: messenger RNA, 3888 nt
Organism: Glycine soja
Lineage: Eukaryota; Viridiplantae; Streptophyta; Magnoliopsida; Fabales; Fabaceae
Product: squamosa promoter-binding-like protein 1
Exons: 10
Coding region: 419-3541 (1040 amino acids)
Cellular component (GO): nucleus
Molecular function (GO): DNA binding
Source: RefSeq, a predicted model, not a curated record
UGGGUUUGGGACAGUGGAGAUUCCUUAAGUUUUACCAAACCACAAGGCAUGAUGAGAAUGUGGUCACAGUCACACUCAAUAUAAGAACUAACAGAUUCAUCAUGAGUCCUCAGUCUGAGCAGUCAGCACAGAAAAAAGAGACAUUUUGAUGUCACAUAAUCUGUUCCUUAUUUCUCUCUUGUUCCCUUUUAAGGCCACCUCUUCUCUUUUCUCCCCACUUCCUGAAAAACCACAAAAUAAUUCUUAUUCUCAUCAUGUAAAUUCUCAAGCUUGUGUCAAAAUGCUCCUGCAAGUUUCAAUUUUUCUGUUCUGGCCUGCCACCCUUUUGAGUUUUUAUUAUGAGUUGAUGUGUUUUUUGCAGGUGCGGUUAGAAUAGGAAUAGGAAUUGGGCUUCGUUGCAACAGUUAGAUUUUGAUUGAUGGAAGCUGAGUUUGGGGGGAAGAAUCAGUACUUGUAUGGACCUGUGGUGUCAGGAAUGAAGAAAGCUGUUGUUGGGAAUGGGAAGAGGAGUUUGGAAUGGGAUUUGAAUGAUUGGAGAUGGGAUGGUGAUCUUUUCACUGCUCAACCACUCAAUUCAGUGCCAUCAGAUUGUAGGGGUUGCCAGUUUUUCCCACCUCAUCCUGAAAUUCCUGCAAAAAAUGCUAAUCCAUCUACCACCAAUUUGUCUUCUUCUGUAUUCAUCUUAGGUGAAGGUAAGAGGGAAUUGGAGAAAAGGAGGAGGGAUGUUAUAGCUGAAGGUGAAGGUGAGGGGCUGAAUGAUGAGGGUGGUUCUCUUAGUUUGAACCUUGGGGGUCAAGGUUACCCUCUCAUGCUGGAAGAAGAGGAAAAAAGUGGAAAGAAAACAAAGGUAAUUGGGACCAAUACAACAACUACUACUACUACUACCUCUAACCGUGCCGUUUGUCAGGUGCAAGAUUGUAGGGCUGAUCUUAGUAAUGCCAAGGAUUACCACCGUCGGCAUAAGGUUUGUGAUGUUCAUUCUAAGGCCACUAUGGCACUAGUGGGAAAUGUUAUGCAACGUUUCUGUCAACAGUGUAGCAGGUUUCAUGUUCUUCAAGAGUUUGAUGAAGGGAAGAGAAGUUGUCGAAGGCGUUUGGCAGGCCACAAUAGGAGGAGGAGAAAAACUCAUCCUGAUGUCUCUGUUGUUAAUGAAGGCUCUCUGAACGAUCAAAGGGACAGUAACUAUCUGCUGAUGAGUCUGUUACGGAUACUGACCAAUUUGCAUUCCAAUGGCUCAGAUCAUACAAGGAACCAAGAUAUUCUCUCUCAUCUGCUGAAGAACCUGGCAAGUCUGGCUGGUCCAAAUAAUGGUGGAAGGUUAGCACCCUUACUGGAGGAAUCUAAAGGCUUGGUAAAUGCUGGGACGCAUGGAGCUGAUCAUGAUAAACCCAACCUUAACUCAAAUGCUCCUGAAGCUUCCAGGCCUUCUUCUUCCAUCAAGACAGACAAUGGCAUCAUCGCUCAGGACCCUCCAAUGUCGGUGGUGCAGUAUGAAACACCUGCUAAUGGCAUGACACAAAAAUGUAUAGCUUCAGGUGAUGGUGGAGUAGGAAAUUUAAAACCUCCUUCAGGACCACUGCUCUCAAAUGUAUGUGAACCAAGGGACAGCGUUCCAUCCCAAUUAACUACAGCAGAGACUAAAGUAGGAAGGGGAAACUUGAAUAACAUUGACCUUAAUAAUGUUUACAAUGAUAUACAGAAUACUGUUGAGAAUCAUAAGAAGCCUUAUCCUCCUGUGGCUUCAGGGAUGGGGUUUAUUGACCAUGCCUCAUGGUUGCAAUGUGAUUCUCUCAAAACAAGUCCUCCACAGACAAGUAGAAACUCAGAUUCAACCUCUACCCAAUCACCAUCUAGUUCCAGUGGAGAAGCUCAGAGUCGCACAGAUCGAAUUGUUUUUAAACUCUUUGGCAAGGAUCCAUCUGAUUUUCCCCUUCUUCUCCGAUCACAGAUUCUCAACUGGUUAUCCCGCAGUCCCACGGAGAUAGAGAGCUAUAUAAGGCCAGGUUGUAUCAUAUUAACAAUAUAUCUCCGUCUUGAAAAAUCUGCAUGGGAGGAGCUCUACUGUAAUCUAGGAUCAAGCUUGAGAAAGCUUCUUGCUGCAUCAAAUGAUUCGUUUUGGAGAACAGGAUGGGUAUAUGCAAGGGUGCAGCACGCUGUAGCUUUCCUGUAUAACGGUCAGGUAGUCUUAGAUGUGCCCUUGCGUCUCAAAAGCCCACAACAUUGUAUGAUUUCAUGCAUUAAUCCACUUGCUGUUCCUGCAAGUGCUAGUGCUCAGUUUAUUGUGAAAGGUUUCAACCUUUCCCAAUCUAGCACAAGGUUGCACUGUGCACUUGAAGGGAAGUAUCUGGUACAUGCUAGUUGUCAUGAUUUGAUAGGUGGAGCUGAUGCACCCAUUCAGCAUCUAAGCUUCUCUUGUCAAAUACCAAAUGUAACUGGGAGGGGGUUUAUUGAGGUGGAAGAUCAUGGUCUUAGCAGCUGUUCCUUUCCAUUUAUAGUUGCAGAGCAAGAAGUUUGUUCGGAGAUCUGCAAGCUGGAAAAUGUGAUUGAGGAAGCUGAAACCACUGAUGAUAUCCAGAUAAAAAACCAACAUAUGGAAGAAAAGACUCGAGCUUUGGAUUUCUUGCAAGAAAUGGGUUGGCUUCUUCAUAGAAGUCAUGUGAAAUUUAAGCUAGGUUCCAUGGCUCCUUUCCAUGAUCUCUUCCAAUUCAAUCGGUUCGCUUGGCUUGUUGACUUCUCCAUGGACCAUGGUUGGUGUGCUGUGAUGAAGAAACUCUUGGACAUUAUAUUUGAGGGUGGUGUUGAUGCAGGAGAGCAUGCCUCCAUUGAGCUUGCAUUGUUGAACAUGGGUCUUCUACACAGAGCUGUAAAGAGAAACUGUAGGCCUAUGGUAGAACUACUGUUAAGAUUUGUUCCAGUUAAAACCUCAGAUGGUGCAGACAGUGAAAUGAAGCAAGUUGCCAAAGCCCCUGACAGAUUCUUAUUUAGACCUGAUACUGUCGGGCCAGCUGGGUUGACUCCUCUUCAUGUUGCAGCAAGUAUGAGUGGCUCAGAGAAUGUGUUGGAUGCAUUAACCAAUGAUCCACGAAUGGUGGGAAUUGAAGCAUGGAAAAGUGCCCGGGACAGUACAGGUUUGACCCCUAACGACCAUGCUUGCCUUAGGGGCUAUUACUCUUACAUUCAACUAGUCCAGAACAAGACCAACAAAAAAGGUGAAAGACAACAUUUGGUUGAUAUCCCUGGAACUGUUGUAGAUAGUAACACAACGCAGAAGCAAUCAGAUGGAAAUAGGACAUGUAGAGUUCCAAGCUUAAAGACUGAGAAGAUUGAAACCACAGCAAUGCCCCGUCAAUGUAGGGCAUGCCAGCAGAAGGUGGCUUAUGGUGGCAUGAAAACAGCAAUGGUUUAUAGGCCAGUCAUGCUCUCCAUGGUGACCAUAGCAGUUGUGUGUGUCUGUGUAGCUUUGCUCUUCAAAAGCUCACCUAGAGUUUAUUAUGUCUUCCAGCCCUUCAACUGGGAAUCAUUAGAGUAUGGGGCAAUGUAAUGUUGUAUAUCAGGUGUUUUCUGCUGUAAGCUUCCACCUUUUCUUAAUAUAUUAUUUUAGAAACUGGGUAAGUCUUAGAUUUUGGGUUUAGAGUAUUGACAUGUUAUACAUCCAUAGUAAUAGUAGCUGUCAUCAAUAUAUAUGGGGAAAACCCGAGGUUGACACUUCACCUGUUCAGAACAGAAUCUUGAUUAUGAAACCUGUGAACCUGUUAAAUAUGGGGUCAAUGCUAUUAGGCCAUUAUAUAUGUGAUAAUAGGGAUAACGCCAUAACAGUUUUAAGCAAUUUGAGGAAAUUGCCUUGUAUUAAUUAAUCAAUAAAUACAAGAUAUUUACGGUUCAGUUUCA